UUAACGUAUCAAAUGACAAUACACUAUCUGGCGUGAUGAGUAUUUUUUCGUUCCAUGGAUGUAUAAAAUUAUACGUGGAGAAAGAUGGGUCGACGGCACACGACCGUCCAAAUACCGUUUAUCAAACGGAAAUGUGUCGUACCCGCAAUGAUCAAAGGAAUUACGUCAAUCGCGAACGAGGUCGUACAUCAAGGUAUAAAGUAAUGAUCUUUAUAAAUCUUUUUCGUGAUUUCUCAAUUAGUUUAGGUGCGCGAAAUUAAUAACUUUGUCUUGUAAGUGUUUCAGAGAGUUUGGAGUUCCAUCUCAGCCAGUUAGUGCAGCAUUGCCAUCUGCUGUGAUGGAUCCGUCUCCGUUGGUUGAUCAAAAUGAGUGGUCUACUGUCCCUCCUUAUCAAAGUCCACGACCAUCAUCUUAUGUUCACGAAUGGACGGAUUGGGAAGUCAGAACCACUAUCCCUCCUUAUCAAAAUGAAGGUCCAUCAUGUAGUGUUCAUCAAUGGCCGGCUUGGGAAGAAAGAAAUACUAGCCCUCCCUAUGUAGAUGAAGGUCCAGGAUCAUCUAGUGUUCAUGAAUGGCCGGCUUGGGAAGUAAGAAAUACUAACCCUCCUUAUGUAGAUGAAGGUCCAGGACAAUCUAGUAUUCAUCAAUGGUCGGCUUGGCCAGUAAGAAAUACUAUCCCUCCUUAUCAAAAUGAAGAUCCAUCAUGUACUCAUCGUGAAUGGACCAAUCGGGGAGUGACUACAACUGAUCUAUUGGACGUAAGUAGAAGUGAUGAGGAGUAUGUUAGUGAAACUGAUGAAGAGGAUCAAGGGCGAAUUGAUGCUGAUUCUAGUGAUGACGAGGAGUCCUUUGUUGCGUGUUCUUUGGAUCCUGAUCAUGACGGUGGCUUGAAUGCCCUCGCAUGCGCCAUUCGAGAUGAAGGUGUUGAAUGGAUUGAAAACUCAAAUGCCAACAACGAAGAUGUACCGGACCCGGUGGAAUUCGUGGAAUUUGAAGAUCAACGACAACGGUUUGUCCUGGGUAAUGAAUUAAUUAAUCAAAGCGUUGUUGAUGCAUAUAGUGAACAAAAUAUUGAUCAGGGUCCUCCAAGUGAUGAAGCAUGGGCUAAUCGGACUUUUUCUGAUAAAUCAUCGCUAGUAAGGGCUUUGGACGCUUGGCACAUUGCACAUAAUGUGCAGCUUAAAGUUGUUAAGUCAAAUACAACUAGAUAUACUGUGCGAUGUGUGGUCGAUUCUUGCCCUUGGAGAUUACAUGCCUCUCAACCGAAAGGUAGUUCAUUUUUUAAAGUAAAGACUUAUAAAGGUCCGCACACUUGUUUGGUUCUAAUUCUAAAUACAAGACAUCGAAACUGUACAUCAUCUUUCAUAUGUCAAUUUAUACCACCUACACUGAAGGCAAGGCUUACAAUGAGUCCUAUGGAAAUUCAAGCCCGAGUUCAGAGCGAGUUACACAUUAGCAUAUCAUAUAGCAAGGCUUGGAGGGCACAGAAUAAAGCACUACAAAUUAUAUACGGCAGUUGGGAGCAAUCAUACUGCGACCUUCCUCGAUACUUCUUUAUGUUGGAAUCAACAAAUUCAGGAACUAUUACAAAGAUUGAUUAUAUUAGUGUGGCGAGCAAUACGAGAAUGUUUUCACGAGCCUUUUGGGCUUUUGGACCAUCGAUUCAUGGUUGGGAGUAUUGCCGGCCAUUACUUAGUAUCGAUGCUACUCAUCUAUAUGGAAAAUACGGAGGCCACGCAUUAAUUGCCACAGGUGUCGAUGCCAAUGAUUCUCGAAGAGAUGGGGAUAAUGCUUUCUCAUUGUGCUCUCGAGCUCCCAAGUAG
Ananas comosus (pineapple) is the source of this 1822-nucleotide messenger RNA. RefSeq lists its product as uncharacterized. Bases 338 to 1822 code for a protein of 494 amino acids. NCBI's taxonomy places the organism in Eukaryota, Viridiplantae, Streptophyta, Magnoliopsida, Poales, Bromeliaceae. The transcript has 3 exons. The record is from RefSeq and is a predicted model, not a curated record.